GAGGGAGGGAGUGAUAAACAACUUCCAGAUUGGGUUCCUUGUAUGUGCAACUUCUUCCUUCCCUUGCUAAUAAAGUAUUAUAUCUGGGUCAGGCAACAAAAGUCUGUGGCUCAGGUGUUUCCUCUCUGAGCGCAGUGAAGGUGGCCAGGAAACUGUCCCUAUGGCUGUUUCGUGACACAUAUGGUUUCUUUUAGACACAUCCUCCUUAAAACUUCCUCCUUCCGUUCAAUGCGCUGCAACAGUGGCUGCAGAAUCUACUCAGUCAGUGUUAUGGAAUAGAGAUAUUUACAUUCAGUAGAACCAACUGUCUGAUCCUUCAGCCUUGAUUCAAAUACUUCCAGAUGGUUUAGUCUUUCUCUUCAUAUCUCUGUGAAAUGAUUACAAGCUGCUGUGGACAACUAAGAAAGACGGAUCCCCGUUUUAUCCUGGUUUGAAUGAGAUGUCCUGAGAGGCUCACUGAUUGGAGGAAAUUGGAUGGGCAACGUAAGCGCUCCUCUUGAAUGGGAAAAUAGCAGAAGGGGAAAAACGGCAGAGCAACACGCAGCAGGCUGACAUGAGCCAAGCAGCGGCCGCAGAGACACACACACACGCGGACUGAGUCUCUGGAUGCAGCCACAAGAAGGACCUCGUUAUCAUUUUUUUUUUUUUUUUGGAGUAAACGCAUUUUCAUCAACAGGAGUUGUUUUUUUAAUCCGUGCGCGCAUUCCUCAGCAGGAUUUGCGCAUCUCCAGUUGCAAAUUGUUUUCUGCUCUCCACGAGAGCGUUGUUUUAAUUUCCCUGCCCAGGAGGAAGCUUUCAUAGUCAUGCUCGAGCUGCUUCGACCGGCGAAGCGUUUCAUCUGAAAUUCUUGUGUUUCCAAAAAUGGAACAACAGCUCUCCAAACCAGAAUGCAAAAACAUGGAUGCGUGUCUGAGACGACUGAAGCAAGAACUGGUGUCUAUGAAAGAAGCCGGAGAUGGCCUCCACGCUCAGAUGAAUUCAAUGAUGGGAGCCCUCCAGGAACUCAAGCUUCUUCAGGUUCAGACAGCGCUAGAAAACCUUGAUAUUUCAGGUCAGCCCAUUAACCGAGGACUCCCACAUCCUGCUCCGCCUGCUCCUCCUGAAGCAUCAGCUACAGCGGCUUCAACCUCAAGCAAGGAUCGCGGGUCCUGCUUUAGCCAAACCAUGCCUGAGGAGCCCAGCAAGAGUCCAAUGCCAAGUCCAAGGCCAUCUCUGGAGAGCAGAAACACCUUCAGCCGAGAUGACAGGAGCCCAUCUCGAAACAGAAGCAGCCUGGGAACCUCAUCUUCCUCGGCAUCCAGCCUUGAGAGUGAGAGCGAGAGAAGUGAAAGAAGUGCACGAAGCGUGAGAAGCGAGAAUGACCUUGAGUCUAUACCCAAGAGGUGGUCAGGAUAUGCCGCCCCACAGGUGGAUUUCUACGGACCAAUGGUGGGAAACCCUCCACCGGAGCCUUACCCUCAUCCACAGGCUCCCAGUCGUGCUCAGGUGGUGGACCUGCCUGGGAUCCUGUACAGCCUUUCCAGAGAGGGCCCUUCAUUGGACAGUGACUACUCCCAGGACAGUACAGACGACGGCAGCGACUGGACUUCUUCACUCAUGAACCGCAGUCGCAACCGUCAGCCCUUAGUGCUUGGUGACAACGUCUUUGCCGACCUCGUGGGCAACUGGCUGGACCUGCCCGAGGUGGAGAGGGAAGAGGGGGAAGAAGAGGAGAGGAGGAAGAGCAGAGAGGAGACGACAGCGGAUGGAGGGGUGGACAGACCAGACACCCCAGCUCACCCUCUCCGCCUCAGCCGCUCACAGGAGAUCUGCAGGAAGUUCUCGUUAACAACAAACAUCUUCAAGAAGUUCCUGCGCAGCGUCCGGCCCGACAGGGACAAGCUGCUCAAGGAGAGGCCUGGCUGGAUGGCUCCUGAGCUGCCGGAGGGCGACCUCUUCAAAAGGCCGAAGAAACAGGUUCCUAAAAGUUCAAAAGGCAGCUUUUACCUGCCGUUCUGGGCAAACGGACAGCAGGGCAAAGGCAGGCCGUGUCCACAUCUAGCUGAAGCAGAGAGGAACCACCAACACCACUUCCCCCAGGUCCACCAGCAGCCAUUUGCUGGGAUUUAUUUAGACAAGAGACAGCCAGAGACUGGUCUGGAGAAAAUGCAGCCCUUGUUUGACUACAACACAGCUGUGUGGGUCUGACAGUGAGGCCAACAGACUGCCGGCGACUGAGUGAGUGACAGGUGCUGGGGGAUUUUGGCUGUGCUGGAGGGGGAUGAAUGAAUGACUGAAUGAGAUGCUUGGACAUAGUUAUCUUCCAAAAAUGAACCGAUGAACUUCACACCCACAGCGAGAUUAUCAGGGCAACAUUUUGUCUGACAAUCCUAAAACCUAAACCUUGUUUGCUGUGUGUGUAUGGGUGUGCGAGUGUGUGCUGGAGAGUGUCAGACAGAUGCUGCAAGUUUUGUAUUGUUCAAAUUUCUUCUUAUGUGUGUGUGCACGUAUGACUGGAUUCUCUAAAUGUCUUAAAAGAUGGUACUUUGAAAUGGACAUCUUUCUCAGAAUGUCACCAUCAUCACAGAUCUUUAUAAAAAGACUUUUUCACUUCUGUGCUACAGGACAUACUCUUAUAUAUCUCACUUCUUUGAAUCUAUGAAAAGAAACACCAACUGUUGGAUUGCAUGGUUACUGUUUUUAUAAGUGAUGCUACAAACAGCUGUAACUGAACGCACUGCCACUAAACACAGUCAUAAGCUUCCUCUUGUUUCCAACAGGCCUUGACGCCUUGGAAACUCAGGUUUAACUGAACCCAUCAGUCUCAUUCACCUUGCUCAGGGAAUGAAUGUUACACAGGAGUAAAAUAUGAGACACUGGCGCAUUUAAAUGGGUUUAAAACACAUUUUAGAUAAGUCUUUCCUCAUCUCAUCUUGCCUAGAAAGACAUCACAGCAAUACAGUGCAUGACUAGUUUAAAGAUUGCACAUAAACUUUAAGAUUUGUCCCUCGUAAUCAGCAAUGGUUUUGCUUGCUGUCAUGUUAGAAAUAGUCAUUUUAUUUCUCUGCUGUGUGGACAUGGCACGUGUUGAGUCAACUGUUAGCCCUCCUGGGUUGUUAUGCAGAGAGAGGAGGGGGUAAAGAUGGCACAGCCGGUACUGACUGACUGACUGACUGCCAUCUGGUACCCGGUCGUUAUGUAAAGCUUGUUCGCCACAGGCUCGAAGAAGAUGCAUAACGGGCUCAUUUAAUCCCAAAUUUUUGUGGAUGAACUGAAUUAUGAUGAUGGUGUCAUACUGUAUAUACACACAUACACACACAGGGAAAUACAUUACAGGGCUGUGACAGUGAUGAGACAGUUGAGAUGGAGGUAAAGACCCGUAAUCUCUAUCAGACAGAAUCAAGUUAAAUGUACAGAACAUUGUACAUAUUUGCCAUCAACCAAACAGCAGCAAUAAUGAACAUUUACUGUAAUAUCCCAUCGCAUGGUUUUCAUUAUUCUGCACAGAUAAAUAUGUCACAGUAAUAUUACAGUUCAACAUGUAAACAACAACACCACACUUGUAUUUAAACUACAAACUGAUCAGCUAAUCUUUGACCUAUCUAUUCUCUUGUAUCAUAAUAAACUGUUUCAGUGUUUUUCAUUUCAAGCAGAUUCAUAACAGUUAAAAACAAACUACAGCUUCCUUCACAAAUUCACAUAAAUGUCAGGAGUCCCUCAGGAUUACAAAGGAUACUGCCCGCGCUGACUCGAAAUACUUUGUUUUUAUAGAGGACCACUGUUAUGCAAGGACAAUCUGAUACACUAACUUCUUAUUGUUAUGGAAAAAACGUUAAUUUCACUCAGUUUUAAAAGGGAUCCCAGACCAAUCAAUUUAGCCAGCAGGGAUUAGGCCUUAGGUCUUUUGAGUGUCUUGGCCAGUUGAUCCAUAUGGUGAUGUCUCAGUAUUCAGGUCAAUGCAUACUGCACAUUCAGAGGGUCAUAUCACACAGUAUGUGUAUGUAAAUGUAACAUUUAUUUCUUCCUAUUUACAGUUGUCUAAGUGUAAUUUUCAGCACUGUUGUUGAUAUUUUUCAUCAGAGUUCUGCGAAUCUUCAGUAGUGAUUCUGUGUCAUGUGCACUGUAAAACUGUCACUGACUCUUUGUAAAUUAAAUCUGUUUUCAGAAAGAAA
This is a messenger RNA of Siniperca chuatsi (mandarin fish), 4151 nucleotides long. RefSeq names its product inka box actin regulator 2 (gene inka2). Gene Ontology annotation, cellular component: nucleus. Bases 862 to 2187 code for a protein of 441 amino acids. Gene Ontology annotation, molecular function: protein kinase binding; protein serine/threonine kinase inhibitor activity. The transcript has 2 exons. The record is from RefSeq and is a predicted model, not a curated record. Lineage: Eukaryota; Metazoa; Chordata; Actinopteri; Centrarchiformes; Sinipercidae.